UAGCGAAGCCCCCGUAUGAUGCUCGACUGGCUAAACUUAAACCUAAUCCCGUUGUCAUAUUGAAGAACUGGAGGUGACUUGAUUAGUUUUCAAUUUACUUAGUGGUAAAUUUGCAUAUGAUAUGCCCUUAUUUUUCUUGUCUUACAAAACAGGGAAUUUACGAGGACACUCCGAAAAAGUUUACAAGCUCAGAACAAAUUACUUGUCAGCUGAUUAUCGACUUUCCCAUCAAAUCAUCAAAGAGUGGAAUUAUUUACCUCAAUAAGUGAUUGAAGCUCUAUCAUUUGACUCUUUCAAAAGAAAGUUUCACCGACUAAGAGAUCAUCAUUGACACGACUAACACAGACCAUCAAGACUCCUAUCUUUUACAAAGAGAAACUGAAACAUCGGACACGGUCUUUUAAUGCUUCAUUACUUUAAUUUACUGGUACAGUUUACACCGUCUGGUUUUUGAGAGGGUUGAUAAUGUAUGGAGGUUCUAUGUCUGGUGAGGAUGAUAAGUACGACUAUUUAUUUAAAGUUGUACUGACCGGGGAUUCGGGUGUCGGGAAAAGUAACUUACUCUCACGUUUCACAAGAAACGAGUUUAAUUUGGAAAGUAAAAGUACGAUCGGUGUUGAGUUCGCUACAAAGAGCGUGGAAAUUGAUGGAAGGACUAUAAAGGCACAGAUCUGGGAUACUGCUGGUCAGGAACGUUAUCGAGCUAUAACAGCCGCCUAUUACCGUGGUGCUGUCGGUGCACUGUUGGUUUACGAUAUCACAAAAAGAGAGACUUUCAACAAUCUGGAACACUGGUUACUGGAGUUACGAGGCCAUGCAGAACCAGAUAUCGUUAUUAUGUUGGUUGGUAAUAAAUGUGACCUUAGACAUCUGCGAACUAUAUUGACGGAAGAUGCGAAGCUUUGGGCUGAAAGGCAUGGACUAUUCUUCAUGGAAACGUCGGCUCUGGAAUCCACCGGCGUUGAGAAUGCUUUUUACUCGAUUCUUAAAACCAUUUUCGAAGCUGUCCGUUCACAUCCUCCAGUGAGUAAUGUCGACAUGAAAAUGUCUCCAUAUAAUCAACCCAUUGUUUCAUCGAACACAGACAAUUCAAACAGUGGACGACGGUGUUGUAGUUAGAAACAAGGGAAUAAUCAAAUAAUUUGUUUCCAUUUUGCAUGAAGAGAAUUGAUUAAUUAUUUUUCUGUAAACUAUUAUUGUUAAUAAAUUGAUUGAUUGAUUGAUUGAUAUCAGUAAAUCGACAACAAAUCGAUGGAUAGAAUGUUUAUGAUAAAUGUAAAUUAGUGGUGGUUGCUGUUGUCUUUCUUGUUUUUGACGUUAACGAUUACUGAUUCGGUCGCCACUGUCUCUACUUAUUCAUUAUUUAUUUUGUGUGGAUGAAAUCAUUUGCAUUGACUUUUGUUUUGUGCACAUUUUCACUUUUCACGUGUUCGGUUGUGUGUGCGUGUGUGUUUGUGAAUUCAAAGGAGAGAAUGAAGAAGUGAAGGCGAGUUGUUGUUGUUGUUGUAGUAGUAAUGGAGCAGUGUUUCAAAUGCUUUCCUUCCCUGCCCCUUCCAUAGCAGUUUUAACUUAUUUUACACCAGUGUAAAAUGUGAAUGAGCAAAGUGAACACUGAAUCUUUGUUGUGUGCAUCAUAUGAGAGAAGUGAUCUGAUACAGUCAUGAAUGGUGACGAUUGAGUAAGUUGUUAAUGAGCUAAGUGGGAGACCACACUACAAUGACAUUGCAAUCAUCAUCAUCAUCACUACAAUUUAUUGUUUGUGCAUGUGUACAGCUGUGUUCUUCCCAGUUCAUUACUUAAUUGAUAACUUUCUAGUGAACUGUAUAGUAUCUAUUAACAAGAAUAAUUCUAAUUGAUGACAUAGACAUGCAUACUGACUUAUACACGUACACACAUUUCCACGGCACUAUUCUUUUGUUCAUUGUCUAUCACUAUUGUAUUUUCACGAAAUGAAUACUUGUUUGUUUUGUUAAUAUGUGCAGAACAGAUUGUUUUGUAUGACGCUGUAAACUGUGUUUCUCCUUACUGUGAAUUUCAUUUUAUACUAACUGUAUUGUUAUUGAACUAUGCCAGAUGAUAAAUAAGCUGACACACUAUAUUUUUAGUGAAAAUACUAGUAAUAGAUGAGAAGGAACUGGAUCUUCAGUAGAAAGUCAAUUUUUCCAGUUUUAUCUCUUUUAAACAAAAACAAACAAACAAAUUUGUAUUAUAUGUAUUAUGAUGUGAACUGUGUUUGCAAAUGAACUAAUUUUUCUCUUCUUAUCAACAUAAAUUGAUUUUUCUACCUAGAGUCGGUGUGUUUUGUAGUUUUUGCUGUUGUCAUGUGGUGGGAUAGAAGUUUUCGGCAAUACGAUGUUAGUAAGCAGACUAAGGAAGAACUGCACAAUUCAUCCUAAUGUGAAAUUCAGUUUAGGUGUUUCGUCGUGAUUUUGCUGCCUAUGAAUUUAUUAGAUGACUGUGCAGUGUUAAACACGGGAAGUGAAUGUGCAUAAGGUUCUUUUGAUAGUGUUAGUGAGUCAUGCGCAGAGCAGGACGUAACACGAUUUUGUAUUGGUGGAAGUUGUCACAUCUCAUGAGUAUAGCGAGAAAUCAGAUUGACAGAAAUGGUGUUAGUAUCAAUGGUAGUUGUGAAAGUGAAGUAUGGAGAAUGAGUGGCGAAAAAUGCACCGAUCAGUUGGAUAAGAUAGUAUAAAAUAAUUUUGAAAUUGAAGACCCCAGGGAAGACAGGAUGGAUACGUCAGCAUGAUUGCUGCCAAUUGUGAGUCAUAUCACCCGAAAUGUGCGCCCACUGGUCGUGGUUAUCACGAUGACUGAAGGCCAUUAGUCUGCGUCUACCGAUACAGCUCUUUUCAACAUUAUGAUUUGUGUGCCCCUAUCUUUCAUGAUGAUGUGUCGAACUGUCAGUUAUCAGGGAAUCACAGGCAUGAAAAUCUAUAUGAUUAUUGACAUAGUUAUGACACAUGGGUUCAUUUGUAACGAAGAAAUAACUGACUCACACUGAACCACGUAGAAAUCGCGAACUAGUCUUCUUGAUUUCGAGAUUCUGCAAUAUAUUUGUGGAUUUGUUAUAAAAGUGGAUUUUCAACAACUGUUUGCAGGGUGUUUAGACUUUUGCAAGGUGGUUCUUAAGUAUUUCUGUUAAAAUAACUAUUGAAGGUAAUCAUCUGCCUAAAGAAUAAAAAUAAAUCUUACUGUUGAUGUGUAUGGUUGACGACUUGAAGUUUCCAUUGUGGUAUGAAACAGCAAUUGACUUGCAUUUGUUGGACUUCCGUCAUGUAGAUAGUGAGACUAUUCAAUGUUUUUGCGUUUUGCAUUUCAGUGCGAACUCAUCUUUCUAGUGCCUACCUUGAAUAGUCUACUUAUGAGUAUUUGUGUUAGAGUUACUGGAGAGUCGUAGUUGCAAGAUUUCUGAAUCGUGUAAGAAACAUCUAAUGAGUGCUAUGGUUCCGUUGACUCCAAAAAGGUGAAAUUCUAUUCCCUGACACAACUGAACUUAAAUCACUCACUUUAUAGAUUGAUGUAGUCUAGUUAUGUGAUGAUUAUCAGUUAUUGAUAGUAAAAUCGGAAGCUGUGUGAAUUUCUUGAAACAGGAACCCACUGAGAUUUGAAAACUUACUGUCCGUUCAUGAAAACAUUUUUGGUCUCACAAAUUGUCCACAGAUCGGUCCACUAAUAGUUCCUGAUGUCUUUUCCUAGAGGCCUGAUCAGUUUCUCACAGAUAUACGUUGAUUUCUUUCUAUGCAUUUGUCACAUGUCAUUUAUAAUUAGUUGAUUAUCACACACAAGUGAGACACGUAGAAAACUAUCGCCUUGUAUUUUAUCAAAGUUUCAUGUGAUCCCUUAAAAUUCAUUGUGACAUAUACGAUCCUGAAGUAACUUGGUGUUGUUCUUUUGUGAUUGACCGGAAACAUUUUGUGCAACUAAUUUCCCGAUGAUUCAUUUCUAUCAACAUCAGUGUAGUUGUGUAAGGAAGUGCAGUUUAACAUGAGUCUCGACGGUGUUUACUUUUUUCUCUGAUAUUCUGUAAGUGGUUUGUUGAUUUGCCGACUAUAACCGGUAUUUAAGUGAGUGUUGUAAUUCGUUCAUGGUCAUCUAUAUUGUCUCUUCCCUAUGUGUGCUAUUGAAAGCCAAUGUGACUGGUCAAUGAAGAUGGACAAACAGGAACUCAGCUAACAGACUAUGAGUUAUGUGACAUUCAUGCAAAGUGGUCAAUCGAGAAUUGAUCAACAAUAGAGUGGUUAAUUAAUAGUAGAUAGAAUUUGGAUUAAUUAAAUGACAGGUCAUUGUAAAACAUUGAGUAUUUGAAUAAUAGGAAGAGAAGUAUACAAACUUGUGGUAGGUCGGAUUUAAACGCCACGUUCUCGGUGCAUCUUAGAUACAGUUUUAUUUUUUGAUGUAUUAAUACACUUUAUUAUCCACGAAAGAUCUAUCCAUCCUUGACAUUUGCUACUGACCAAAUGUGUAUUUUUCCGCCAUUUGACAACCGAUUGCCUCCAUUAUGAUCUAUUUGUUUUCAGUAAUCAUUCAUGAACCAGUCUCGAAGUGGUUUAACUUUUCUCAUAGUUUUAUAGAAUUAAAUUCUAUCGCUAUUAUCUUUAUGCAUGAGAAGUUCCAUUCUUUGAAUGUAUAUUAAUAUCAGAAUGUGUUCUAUGAGUAGGUCAAGUCCGGACAUCUGACAUUCUGUCAGUGAUAGGCGAAUACAGUCAGGCUAUGAUAAGUGAUGGAGUUGUAUUUACUUGUAUGCAUCAAUGCUGCAGUAGAAAGUAACACAAUAUUCCCACUUAGUUUUCUGUCUUCUAUUACUCUGAAUAGUUAGGUUGGUUAAGUAUAGAAGUGUAUGUUAUUAACUGGAUUGAACAGCAACACACAACGUAAAUUCAAUCCAGUAGUCAUCACCACUACUGAACUAUUCAAGUAAAGUAUCCUGUGCUUUCCAUAUGUAAUCCUUACUACUACUAUGACUAUUCCGUACAGUUUCCAACCAACCAUAAUAUUCUAUCUACUUACCAUGGUUUGUUGAUAAUUUGCUCAGGGCAGGGUUGAAUGGAGAAUGUUGGUGAGCGGCCUAUGCUCCUUCACGAGGAGUAACAGGCGAAAGUAAAUGAUUGAUAACUAACAUUUGCUCACCAUUAUUCACACAAUUGUAACCACGACUAUAAACUGUAAGUAAUAUGGUUGAUCACUUCAUAAAAUUCAAUAGUCAUUCACAAAAUUCUCUUGGAAACAAAUUUGUCAUUGUGUAGAUCAUGUCAAUAUUAUUAGAAAGAAGCACAUACAAUCACAAUAGAUGGUACAUGUAUACACACAAAUAGUUUAGUAUUAUCUUUGUUGAGCACAUCAAUUAAUCGACAUGAUCGAUCGAUCGAUCAACUAAUCAUUGGCACUAUGAUACAUAUGAAAAUCAAUUGUAUUUAUCGAUCUUCCCUUGAGUGAUACCGACAACAACAACUACUACUACCGUCAAGGUCAUUACGCUUGCCUUGUUUAACCAGAGUGUUAAUCGAACCAGUGAUGAUGUUUCAUGUCAAUCAGAGUAAUGACACUGUAUACAGAAAUCUAGUCCAUAUUCAAUGUAGAUGAUCAUUUCAGGUAUUUAAAUUAUGCAGAAAAUGUUGAAUAAGAACAGAACAUUAAUGUAACCAGUAAUGAUGAAGUGAACUAAUUCAGGACAGAAUGAAUUGGAGAGUAUUUUAUGAAUUAUUGAUUGGUUGACAUGAUAUUAUGUAAUAUUAAUUAAGUGAUAUAUAUAUUUUGAAACUUCAAUGCUGAAAUUCACCUAAACCAUUGUGUAAUAGUAUCUAUCUAGUGGUGUAGUAUGCUACUAAUAUCUGUUGACAUAAGUAGUAUGUGGUGUCAGUAGUUGUUUGAUGAUCUAAUGAUACAAAUUAUGUUAAUACAGAAAUAUAUUAGUAAGAGUAUUUACAAGAAAGAGAAUGCGACCACCACCGCGUAGGUCAGUUCGUGAUGCGUCUGGUCUAAGUUGGCUAACAGUUGCAACGGGUGUGUAGCACGGUAUACUCAGUCGUUAUCUGGUUUCGAAGCAUGACCGAGCGCCUUCAGCUAGGUGCAUAUAGUGAAACUAAUGCGGCCAUCAUCAAAUGUCGGAGACAUACAGAGUUAUUUAUUUUGAGGAUUUAUUUACCGCUACACUGACGAACGUGCUACUUUGGAAAUUCAAAACUAAUCCAAACAUAACGGCACAAUUCUCAGCAUUCAUUAACUAUCAAUUUGAAUGAAGUCACGGCAACUAAGUGUACUCUUUACUUAUUGACUAAAUAUACUGAAAUGAAAUCAAAGAUGUUUUAUAAUGGUGAAAUAACAAUGAGAAUGCUGAGAACAAACGUAAUCAAAUCUCUAAAAUCUAAUGGAUAUACAAAUGUAGUUGGUUAAUCAUGUAUCCUUGUAAAUUUUCAAUGUUUUUAGAACUUCACUCUCUCUGUGUCUCAUAAACAAUGAGAAUAAAUUUGCUUUGAAUUCAAACAUGACCUAUUCUUAUGCAUAGAAGUUCAUACCAAACUUAGUUAUUGUUGUCAUGUCGACGAUAGAAACAAAUGGUAAACAAAACUAUUCACUAUGUGAAGAACAAUGAUGUUCAGUGUAUGGUGUAAAUUAGUUGUUCAUUUCAAAAGAAAUAAAUGAGUUGGUAACUGUAUAAAUGAUUUUUGUGAUGAGCUUCAAGUGAAAACUUCGCCAUAUGAUAUUCUUAGAUUCUUCUAAUUGUUGAUGUCAUUUGUGCUAUUCUACUUAUCGACUAGUUACUUCACUGAUUGUUUGAUGCAUCUGAUUUGUUUGCACCGUUCAGUAAUUGUUUAGUGAACAGUUUCACACACACAAUUCUAUCGAUUACUUGUUGUGUGUGUGUGUGUGCGUGCGUGUGAAUGUAUUUAUGUGACUACUAAUGUAAUUAAUCCGAUUUAUUGUAUGUGACAGUAUGUAGUUUGAAGGAAGUAAGGGGAUUCUGUAGACUUAUGUAUUAUUGUUACACAUACUUGAGUUUAAGGUGAAGUAACAAUUUGGAAGAAAUCGAUGGCUGUUUCAGAGAACUCUGUAGUUCGAAUUAUUGCUAGUGAAGCGUAUAAACUGCGGUUCACCAAUAUUUAAGGAUCAAACAAUGAACGAUACCAACAGUCUCUCAGGAAAUGGGUAUAUGUCUUCAUAAUGAUUUCCGUGAAACGAUAUUACUGAGCAUGUUUUCUUUACCCAUUGAAAGGCUCACUAACAAUCCACAAAUAUGGAAUUAAAAUGAUCGAUUAGAGAAUUUCUUAUUCAUUUCAUAUUAUGAGAUCUCUUCAUUUGAUAUUUUCUAAUGCUUUCUGUACAGUUAUCUUUACUUUUCCCUUAUUCUUACUGCAUAUAAUAUCUCUACUGUGUGUUUAUUUUCAUCUUGUUGGGAUAUUCAGGAAAAUAUCCCAAAAAUUAUCCUGUUAAGCCUAAUGCUAUCCUUGGACAUGAAAUGGUAUAAUCUUAUUGGCCAAUAUUUAUUUAACGUGUCAUUUUCCUGUUGGCCAAUAUUGUACAAUUUUAUUUUCUAUUUUAUGGUACGUUGUGGCCUGCUUGAUUGGUAUAUAAACAAAGUAUGUUUGAAAUAUAACGAUUCAUAUCUCCGAGGCUGUGACUUGUGUUCUGGACUCAACUGGCUGGGUUAGACAGGAAGCGGGGCCAAUCAGAACCCUAGGCUGUUCCACGUGUUUGUGCGUCUUAGGUCCGAUCAAUAAUUCGCUACCUACCCUUAAUCAGCAGUAUAUUAUUUUCACGUUAUAACACAUCUAUGCAAGUGCACUGAAGAGUAGUACAGUUGCAAUUAAUUAAGUAAACUUUGGAUGCAAGAUUAGACCUAUAUAUUGAAAUAUUAAUAGGUUUUCUUCAGACGAAUUGAACCUUAAUUUGCCUUAGUCGAGUGUCUACACUAAAUACUCUUCUAGAGUAUACUUUACAAGCCUUUAAAACAUCUCGGUUCAACAAUACGUGUCUAGUCUGACUAGAAUCUAAGCAUAUUUCUACGCUAGCAACUGACAUCAAACAUAAUUAUAAUUGGGGUAGAAAAAUAUACAAGUCAUCUGAUACCUGUGAGACUGUCUACUAGUCUGGCUAACCUAAUAACCAAUCAUUUUUUCCUUGCAUUCACACAACCGAUCUCGCAAAGUUCGUAUGAAUUUGCCUAUGGGUUCACAUGAAGAAAACUUGUUUGUUACCGUCAAGUUGGUGAUCUGCUUGCCUCCGAUUUCAAUUUAUUUUCUCUCAGUUCAAUUUUGAUGACGGUGGUGGUUGCUAAAUUUCAUGCGUCUCACAUAGUAUCAUCAUCGGCAAAGAUUAAGCUUUAGAUGACUCAAAGUUGUUUUUUUCAACCUCGCAGUUGAUUUACAUGUCUGGUAAUUAGCGUAUUUACAAACUUCAAUUCAUACAAUACCUUCCAGCGUUUUUAUUUAUCCAUUCAAAUAUCCAUUUUUGCUUGCCUACGUGGAAAUCACUUGCAUAAACUAGUUCAUGAGUUUUAUUCCUCGGACUCAAAACAUCAAGAAACGUCCUAAGUGGUCGAAAAAAUAAUUAUUCGGUUGGUGAUUUUCCAUCGCGACUGUUUACGCUUGGUGUAAUUCUUAUCACCCGACACUAGACGGUGGCGAUUCAAUUGUUGAGCUAGGAAAUAAAUUGUUUAACGAGGGUGUUGGGGACGAUAGAUCCCCAAAACUCAUAUUUUGUAAUUUCAUCUUAUCGAUUGACUUAUCGAUUAAAUGUGCAAACAGGUCAAUUUAUGAACUUAUCGUUUAAAUGUUUAAGUAGUAGUCAAUUGAUGAACUCACUGAUCAAUGUUUAAAAAUUUCCCAAG
Messenger RNA from Schistosoma haematobium, 8824 nucleotides. Its product is annotated as Ras- protein Rab-11A. Gene Ontology annotation, cellular component: endosome. The record is from RefSeq and is a predicted model, not a curated record. Gene Ontology annotation, molecular function: GTP binding; GTPase activity. Bases 466 to 1119 code for a protein of 217 amino acids. The transcript has 6 exons. NCBI's taxonomy places the organism in Eukaryota, Metazoa, Platyhelminthes, Trematoda, Strigeidida, Schistosomatidae.